Staurois parvus is the source of this 399-nucleotide messenger RNA. The record is from the annotation of a GenBank genome assembly. Lineage: Eukaryota; Metazoa; Chordata; Amphibia; Anura; Ranidae.
CCUCCCAUAUCAUGUGAUUCAGGUGUUCCAAUCCCCUCCAUAUCAUGUGAUUCAGGUGUUCCAAUCCCCUCCAUAUCAUGUGAUUCAGGUGUUCCAAUCCCCUCCAUAUCAUGUGAUUCAGGAGUUCCAAUCCCCUCCAUAUCAUGUGAUUCAGAUGUUCCAAUCCCCUCCAUAUCAUGUGAUUCAGGUGUUCCAAUCCCUUCCAUAUCAUGUGAUUCAGGUGUCCCAAUCCCCUCCAUAUCAUGUGAUUCAGGUGUUCCAAUCCCCUCCAUAUCAUGUGAUUCAGAUGUUCCAAUCCCCUCCAUAUCAUGUGAUUUAGGUGUUCCAAUCCCCUCCAUAUCAUGUGAUUCAGGUGUUCCAAUCCCCUCCAUAUCAUGUGAUCCCGGUGCUCCAAUCCCC